CUCCGGGCGGCCGUCUGGGCCGCUGGGCCGCGGGUGUGCACCCUGCGGGGGCGCUCCGGGGGCUGGGCUGGGCUGGCUGCCGGCCUCAGGUGACGCCGCAGCGGCUUAACUUUCGCACCUGAGGCUCUGGGUGCGGCCGCGGGGUGAGACGUGGCACAGGGUGGAAUUACGGGACCGGGCGCCGCGAGCCUGGCGGCGAGCCGCCAGGGGCGUGGCGGGGCCGGGCAGCUCCCGGAGCCGCGAGCCGGGAGCCGGGAGCCCGGAGCCCGGAGCCCGGAGCCCUCCAGGUCGGAGUUGAAGAGCCGCGUCGGGUUUGAUCUCCGAGCUCGCGGGGGAGACCGCGGGCACACGCCCCCCUCCGCCCGCCGGCUGCCUCCGCACAGGUCCAGAUGAAAAGAAGUGAAGAAUUGGUAGCUAAAAAUCAUAAUCAAGAAGAAAUAAGUAUUCUUCGUUGUUGGAAAUGUAGGAAAUGUAUAGCACGUUCUGGCUGUUUCAUGACAUAUCUUGAGAACCAAAUAUUUGAGGAUGGACAUGAUCCUGUUGAUGAUCAAAAUAUUUGUCAUGUGUGGCACAUGAAUGUAGAAGCUCUUCCAGAAUGGAUAAACUGCCUAAUACAAAAAGCCCAAUGGACAGUUGGAAAACUGAAUUGCCCUUUCUGUGGGGCCCGCUUAGGGGGCUUUAAUUUUGUCAGCACUCCAAAAUGUUCCUGUGGCCAGCCUGCAGCUGUACAUCUCUCCAAAAGCCGGGCUGAUUAUCAGCUAACACGAGCAGGCCAACUAAUGAGACCCUCGCUGAAACACUUGUCACAUCCCAGAAUUCAGUCAGGUUGUGACAAGGAGACUCUCCUGACAGGUGGCGCCUCCAGAAACAGAAAUCAUAGGCUUUUAAAGAUGGCCCAAAAUAAUAAUGGCCCUGGAAGAUUAACGGAAGCUCUCUGCCUGGAGGUACGAUCAACGUGUGUUGAGAUGAAGAACGAAAAACUGCUCUUCAAAGCAUCAGAUCCAAAAUACGAGCUUUUUGUUCCUCAGCUUGUGACAGGCAGAUGCGCUACAAGAGCUCUUCAUCGAAAAUCACAUAGUUUGGAUCUGAACAUCAGUGAGAAAUUGACUUUAUUACCCACUCUCUAUGAAAUACAUCGUACGACCACUGCCUGUCCCAAGCUAAAUGAAACACAGCCUAUUGACCUUUUAGACUUGCCUUUAGAAUCUGGUAAAAAUAGCUGUUCCUUUCAGAUUCCAUCCAGUUUUGAUCCUAAUAUGCUGCUGCAAAGAUUUUCAGUGGCUCCCUGUGAGACCCAGACACAAAGAAGAGAAUUUCAGUGUGGUCUAGAAGCUUCUGCAGUGUACUCUGACCAUACUAGUCCUGACAACCUGACUUUCCUGAUGGACCUACCCUCAGCUGGCAGGAGCAUGCUGGAGGCCUCAGACCAGGAAGAGAACCUCUCCCCUUUGGACUUCCUGCGCUCCAGCAGUUUUUCAUUGGGUGCCAUUAAUCAGAGUCUCAGUAAGAGAGAAAAGAGCAAGUUGAAGAAUCUGAGAAAGAAACAACGGAGGCAUGAAAGAUGGCUGCAAAAGCAGACCUUGAAUAAUGAGAUGAGUACAGAUGAUGACAAUGACUAUGCAGAAGAAAAAGAAGGGUACAUCUGUGCAGUAUGUCUGGAUGUUUAUUUCAACCCAUACAUGUGCUACCCUUGCCACCAUAUCUUCUGUGAGCCCUGCUUAAGGACGCUAGCCAAAGACAAUCCUGCAAGCACUCCCUGCCCAUUAUGUCGGACAAUUAUUUCUAGAGUCUUUUUCCAGACAGAGCUGAACAAUGCCACAAAAACAUUCUUUACUAAAGAAUAUUUGAAGAUAAAACAAAGCUUUCAGAAAUCCAGCUCUGCAAAAUGGCCCUUACCCAACUGCAGAAAAGCAUUCCAUCUCUUUGGAGGUUUCCACAGACGUGCAGCUCCCGUUACAAGAAGGCAGUUCCCACAUGGUGCACAUAGGAUGGAUUAUCUACACUUUGAGGAUGAUAGCCGUGGAUGGUGGUUUGACAUGGAUAUGGUGAUCAUCUAUAUUUAUUCAGUGAACUGGGUCAUUGGAUUCAUUGUUUUCUGCUUUCUUUGCUAUUUUUUCUUUCCGUUUUAGGAAUUUUCCUACCUUACCACAGUUGAACAAUCAAAAAUGAUAUAGUUAGCAACUACUUAAACAUUUUUUCAAAUGUGCUUUGUAGUUUUUAUAAUGUAAAUUGUUGGUGUUUAUAGAAAGUCAGAGAAUAAUGGACUUAUUUAUUAAUUUUUUCAUGUAACACACUCAACUUUUUUAAAGAGCUUAUCAAGCACUUAGCAACAGUGCACUAUUACUUUCAUAGUUUUGGUUUAAAAUUUGUGCAUUCUAAUUUUACAGUGUCACUUUUAUACUUACCUUAAUUGUAAAGACUUUGUUUUCCCUUCUUCUUAAAAAGAGUAGAACUAUAAAAUGGAAUGAUAAUUUGGGUACAUAGUAUCUUUAUUGACAAAAGAUGCAGUCAAUCACCACACAUUCUCAGGCAAAUUAUAUAUAUUAGUGCAUUAAAGACAAACCACAUUCUCUGGGAACUGAUCUAGCAGGGUAUAUUUAGUUUUCAUUUCUAGGUAUCUCUACUUUUGCCCUCCUGUUAUACUACCAAGAAAGCUAACUACCCUUUUUUAAUAACCCUAAUAGUAGCUUUGGUGCAACAUUUUUAAUUAUUACAAGAACAGAUACCAAGUACAAAAAUAACUCACACUGACUGACCACCACCAUCAGGCAGAGAAAUAUAUUACCAUAGUUUGAAUUACAGGAUUACUCACCAGAAGAAAUUAAAAGCAUACUGACUUUCAGUAGUCUAAAAGAGUAAUGCAUGUAAAAUUACCAAAAUGUAAUUAAUUUAGUGAUUGUUUAACUAGGAGAUUGUCAAUAUACUAUAAAAGUGCAAUAAAGAGUGACUUUUAAAUUU
This is a messenger RNA of Erinaceus europaeus (western European hedgehog), 2958 nucleotides long. It is a transcript of the gene RNF180, whose product is annotated as ring finger protein 180. Gene Ontology annotation, cellular component: endoplasmic reticulum membrane. The record is from RefSeq and is a predicted model, not a curated record. The coding region runs from base 390 to 2129 and encodes 579 amino acids. NCBI's taxonomy places the organism in Eukaryota, Metazoa, Chordata, Mammalia, Eulipotyphla, Erinaceidae. Gene Ontology annotation, molecular function: ubiquitin protein ligase activity; metal ion binding; ubiquitin conjugating enzyme binding. Gene Ontology annotation, biological process: norepinephrine metabolic process; protein polyubiquitination; positive regulation of proteasomal ubiquitin-dependent protein catabolic process. The transcript has 7 exons.